CUGCGUGACAUGUCGCCCCGCCCCGCCCCUGACUGCUGCCCAUGAACACGGAACUGCAGCUGGACCUCUGCAGUCUCCUUCGCAUUCAGAAGCACUGUACCUUCGCCUUGAGGACUGACUGGUGUUCGUGGUACCGCUCGUAAUGUUCCGCUUGCGGGCGUUGUCAGCUGUAUCUUUCGGCUUGGUUCGCCUAUCCCGGUCAUAUCACAGCGGGGCUGUCCAUGGAUCUGGACGAAGGAGGCUUAUGCUUGCAGCACUGGCCGGUGUGACAGGCGUUUCUGCUAGUGCUGGUCUCCUCUGGAAAAGAGCGUAUGCGGAUGCCGGGCCGUCCGUACGACACGCUGAGCCACAAGGCGCGGAAGCGGAUUUGGUGAGGGAUCCGAAUGUUGAUACAGACACAGAGAAAUCGGUGGAGGCCAGUAGUGGAGAUGAAGAGGCUAAGGACGAGGGCGGAGACGGGAAAAAAAAGAAGGCCCGCUCUGGAUUCCGUGACCGCAAGGUGAUGGAGUACGAGAACAGGAUAAGGGCUUACUCAACUCCAGACAAGAUUUUCCGCUAUUUCGCCACACUCAAGGUCAUCGGUGAGCAUGGAGAUGCUGAGGUUUACAUGACGCCCCAGGACUUCAUACGCUCCAUCACACCUAAUGAGAAGCAGCCUGAGAACCUGGGCCUGGAUCAGUUCAUUGUGAAACGCUUUGAUGGAAAGAAGAUCGCUCAGGAGCGGGAGAAGUUCGCGGACGAAGACAGUAUUUUUUUCACCCUGGGAGAAUGUGGCCUUAUCUCUUUCUCCGACUACAUCUUCCUCACUACAGUGCUGUCCACUCCCCAGAGGAACUUUGAAAUUGCGUUCAAGAUGUUUGAUCUGAAUGGUGACGGUGAGGUGGACCUUGAGGAGUUUGAACAGGUUCAAAGCAUCAUUCGGUCCCAGACCAGCAUGGGCAUGCGUCACCGCGACCGCUCCACGACGGGCAACACGCUGAAGACAGCCGGCUGUAGCUCUGCUCUUACGACCUACUUUUUUGGGGAAGACCUGAAGGGGAAACUUACCAUAGGAAGCUUCCUGGAGUUUCAGAGAAAACUGCAGCAUGACGUGCUCAAGUUAGAGUUUGAGAGGAACGAUCCUGUGGACGGCAGAAUCUCCGAGAGACAGUUUGGGGGAAUGCUGCUGGCCUACAGUGGUGUACAGUCUCGUAAACUCAAGCAGAUGCAGAAGGGAUUAAAGAAGAUGUUCAAGGAUGCACAGGGCAUCACGUUUGAGGAGGUGGAGAAUUUCUUCACUUUCUUGAAGAAUGUGAACGACGUGGACACGGCUCUCAGCUUCUACCACAUGGCUGGAGCGUCUAUUGACAAAGUUACCAUGAAGCAGGUGGCCCGGACCGUGGCCAAGGUGGAGCUGUCUGAUCAUGUGUGCGACGUGGUGUUCGCACUCUUCGACUGCGAUGGAAACGGAGAGCUGAGUAACAAGGAGUUCAUCGCCAUCAUGAAGCAGCGGCUGAUGCGCGGCUUGGAGAAACCCAAAGAUAUGGGCUUCACCCGGCUGGUGCGAGCCAUGUGGAAAUGUGCCCAGGACACCGCGUGGGACUUCGCCAUGCCAAAGACAUAGUGGAGACCCCACCUGAGUGGGUGAGGUGGAGGGGGGGCACUUCCUCUCCUCUUCCUCUGCAGAGUUUAGAAAGACAAAUUAAUGCAAUGGGCUCAUUAAGGCUGCACCUUGACAGCCACCAUCCAUCAUUAAUGCUUGUCAGUGCAGCUCCAACUAUCAAUAAGGUGACUGGUGCAUGCUGACUCAACAUGAAAAGCUUCCCUUACAUGCAGCCUCGGGGGCGAACGCUGGGUUUUAUAUGGCCGGGCUAACACAUGUUGAGCGAAUAUAUUUAUUUUACAUGCAUUCGGUCAGAUAUGUGUGACGACGCUAUAGAAAACUUGAUGCUUCUGUUGUGCAACCUCCUCAAAAACACUUUAUACACGACAAAUAUCAAAUGUUCUAUUAAAGAUGUUUUUAUUACUCUAAAGUGGCUAUUUGUUUUGGGAGACUUUUCUUUACCAUAAACCUGAGACACACUUGAAAUGAAAUUAGCCAGGUCCAGCAGGAAUCGAUGGUCAUGUGACUAAUGAAAUAGUGUUGUUACUUUUUAAGGCAAACGCACGUGUGAUUGUCUACAGUUGCAUUGACUGUAUGCCAAAGGGAGAAGAAAGAUGGUGGUGUGUGUGUGCGGGUGUGUGUUUGAAGUAGCAGUCAGCAGUUUCAUCUAAUUGAAAUGGACAGAACCAGCAGUUCCUGCUCUCUGCCGCCCAUUAAAAGAUUGUCCUGCAGCGUGUCUACACACACACACACACACACAUUUGUCUUGACAGACAGAAGUGGCACUUGGGAAUGAUUGCGGUGCAGAGAUUGGGGUGAAAGGCUUCUCAUCACAUUCAUGUCUUAAGUCGGCCUUUCAGGAGAAAACAAACCCUCUGUACAACAUCAUAGACAUGGCUUAAUAAACUGCUUCACUGUGCCUUAUUUGGUUCUCCUCUCAGAGAGGACACCCGGGUCUGUUUUGGACCCAGUGUUGAGACACCAGGUGAGAAGUUUGUAUCUCAGUGUAUGCAUUUUCAACGCGUCUUCUUGGACCUACAACAGUUUAUCUGCUUCUGUGUUUACUUGCCUCAGUAAUUCAUCGCUUCAUUUGUGCCCUAUAUGCUCUGUUUUUGUUUCUUAAAACAUUUUUGGAAGUCUUUAUAAGUGUUUCUCUGGUCAACUCUGCUUCUACUGCUAUUCAUUAAAAAUGAGAAACAAAGUACAAUUCAGAUUUUGACAUUGAGAGCUACAGUCCUCUGAUACGGAGGUAGAUUCUCUCAACACUGGUUCCAUCUGCUCCAUUAUCUUACACAGCCUUCUCCACAGCCUGUUCCCCCGCUCGCCAACGUGAACCCAAAGCCAGCCAACUCGUCAAGUUUGGAGGCCCGGUGGGAACGUAAGUGACGCUUCGAGGUGACAGCGCAGAUGCUGACCAGCCAACCACACCUCUGAGUUGCACUUGCUCUUGUGUAGAAAGGACUCGGCUCGUCGCAUGUACCAACAGACUGAAGUAUUUCAUAUCCAAGUGGAUGGUGACGAGAAAAACGUGGCUGUAGGAAGUGUAAUAUUUGGCUUAUGUGUUUGGUCAACCUAUCUUUGUCAGUGUAUGUCUGAAACGAAAAACAGUUGUGAGUUAGCAACUAUGCCAACAUUACAGGUAGCAUUUCAGCUGAAUCCAAAAAGCGGUCGGGCUUUUGUGAGUUAUACAGCUCCGUCACCAAGAGACGAAAGUCUAGUGAAAAGAGACACAGGUAUGUGGCAUUCUAAUUCAAUUUGCUUUGCUUUCGACAUUUGCUUUCAUCGCUAAAGUCCGUGUAUUGUUGCGUACUUUCAUGCCAAUUAAAAGUGAGAACCUGGGUGAUGAUUUAUUCUAGCUGGUUCACCAAGUCACUGACUAAACGAAAUUAUUAAUCUCAUCGAAACUCCUUGCAUCUCUCAAGAAAAGGACAACGGAAUGAGAUAGGAAGCACCUCCAUGUAAUGAAGUAAUCAAGAUACAAAAGAAGGGGUCAAACUCCAUACAGACAAAACGAACAGAAGACAAGGCUCUAUAUGACGUUUCACUCCAACAAUGAACAGUCGAGAUGCAUCCACCAACAGGAUAAAGUGUCUAAUGGAAAUGGCUUGAUCAUAACAUGGUGCGACUGUGAUAAAAACCUAAUAA
This is a messenger RNA of Synchiropus splendidus (mandarinfish), 3727 nucleotides long. It is a transcript of the gene micu1, whose product is annotated as mitochondrial calcium uptake 1. Gene Ontology annotation, molecular function: calcium ion binding. Bases 143 to 1603 code for a protein of 486 amino acids. The record is from RefSeq and is a predicted model, not a curated record. Lineage: Eukaryota; Metazoa; Chordata; Actinopteri; Syngnathiformes; Callionymidae. Gene Ontology annotation, biological process: calcium import into the mitochondrion; mitochondrial calcium ion homeostasis. Gene Ontology annotation, cellular component: uniplex complex. The transcript has 12 exons.